CUACUUUACAAAGGCUAUAUAAACCCUAGACUAGCACAAGGUUCCAUCCAACACAAACACAUACAUCUACUUAUUAACCAUGAAGCUUCAUGGACUAGCCUUGAUAGGUUUUCUAAUUGCCGUGGUGAGUUGCAAAGCUAUUGAGGAAUGCCGAGAGAACGAGCCAUUCACAUGUGGAAACACUGAUCAGUUAAGCAGUAAAAGUUUCCCAAAAGACUUCAUAUUCGGUGUUGCUUCUGCUGCUUACCAGGUGGAAGGGGGCAGAGGACGUGGUCUUAACGUUUGGGAUGGCUUCACUCACCGAUACCCAGAGAAGGGAGGAUCCGAUCAUGGGAAUGGAGACACUACUUGUGAGUCAUAUACGAGAUGGCAGAAAGAUAUAGACAUCAUAGACGAACUCAAUGCUACUGGCUACAGAUUCUCAUUUGCCUGGUCAAGAAUCAUUCCAAAAGGAAAGGUGAGUAGGGGAGUGAACAAAGGAGGUAUCGAAUACUACCACAAACUUCUAGAUGGCCUCAUCGCUAAGAAUAUAACCCCUUUUGUUACCCUCUAUCACUGGGACCUUCCUCAAACACUGCAAGAUGAGUAUGAAGGUUUCUUGAACCGCACCGUCAUAGAUGACUUUAGAGACUAUGCGGAUCUAUGUUUCAAGGAAUUUGGUGGAAAGGUGAAGAACUGGAUCACGAUCAACCAGCUGUACACAGUGCCUACGAGAGGCUAUGCAAUCGGAACAGAUGCACCCGGUCGAUGUUCUCCGGCGGUUGAUGAGAGAUGUUACGGCGGGAAUUCUUCAACAGAACCAUAUAUAGUUGCACAUAACCAGCUUCUUGCUCAUGCUGCGGCGGUCGAUGUUUACAGGAGAAAAUAUAAGUUCCAAAAAGGGAAGAUCGGACCAGUGAUGAUAACCAGAUGGUUUCUUCCAUUUGAUGAGACUGAUGCCAGCAGAGAUGCAGCUGAGAGGAUGAAAGAAUUCUUCUUGGGAUGGUUCAUGGAGCCGCUAACAAAGGGUAGAUACCCAGACAUCAUGAGGGAAAUUGUGGGUAGUCGGCUUCCCAAUUUCACGGAAGCAGAAGCGGAACUCGUUGCGGGUUCAUAUGAUUUUCUUGGUCUCAACUACUACACCACUCAGUACGCCCAGGCAAAACCUAACCCAGUUACAUGGGCAAAUCACACUGCCAUGAUGGACCCAGGCGCAAAGCUCACAUAUAACAAUUCACGUGGUGAAAAUCUUGGUCCACUGUUCGUUAAAGACGAAAAAAACGGGAAUGCCUAUUACUACCCAAAAGGCAUCUAUUACGUUAUGGACUACUUCAAAACCAAAUACAGUAACCCUUUGAUCUAUAUCACUGAGAACGGAUUUAGUACUCCCGGUGAAGAAAACCGUGACAAAGCUAUUGCUGAUUCCAAGCGGAUCGAUUAUCUCUGCAGUCAUCUAUGUUUUCUCCGCAAGGUCAUCAGGGAGAAGGGUGUCAACAUAAAAGGAUACUUUGCAUGGGCUCUUGGAGAUAAUUAUGAAUUCUGCAAAGGUUUUACCGUUAGAUUCGGACUUAGUUACGUUAACUGGACAGACCUCAAUGAUAGAAAUCUCAAAGACUCUGGCAAAUGGUACCAAAGCUUUAUUAACGGUACCAAUAAGAACCCUGCCAAACAAUAUUUCCGCCGCCCAAACCUCUCCUUCCAGAACCAGAAGAAGAAGCUCGCAGAUGCAUGAAACACUUUAUCCCACCAUCAUGAUCAUCUUCAUAUCUCUACUACUUGCUUCAUAGAUAAGGAGCUUGUUGUACUAAAUAAAAAUUCUAAUAAAAGAUGAUCAUUUACUAAUGAAUAUUUUCGUUUGAGUUCAA
Brassica napus (rape) is the source of this 1844-nucleotide messenger RNA. RefSeq names its product myrosinase-like. Gene Ontology annotation, biological process: carbohydrate metabolic process. Bases 80 to 1711 code for a protein of 543 amino acids. Gene Ontology annotation, molecular function: beta-glucosidase activity. The transcript is spliced from 12 exons. NCBI's taxonomy places the organism in Eukaryota, Viridiplantae, Streptophyta, Magnoliopsida, Brassicales, Brassicaceae. The record is from RefSeq and is a predicted model, not a curated record.